Messenger RNA from Rhizopus microsporus ATCC 52813, 195 nucleotides. RefSeq lists its product as uncharacterized. The annotation marks the transcript as partial. Lineage: Eukaryota; Fungi; Mucoromycota; Mucoromycetes; Mucorales; Rhizopodaceae. The transcript is spliced from 2 exons. The record is from RefSeq and is a predicted model, not a curated record.
AUAAAGUCAAUCGAGAUAUCUUUUAGUCUGGUUAAUUCUAGUCUUUAUUUUUUUUUAAUUGAUACUUCGUAUUCAACAGGCAGGCGUCGGAUAGAGCCGACAAAAACCAUCUUUCAGCAGGAUAACGAUCCAAAGGAUAGAGCGAAUUUGGUUGAAAAAUGGUUAUCCCAGCAACCGUUUGAGGUAAUGCAGUGA